Messenger RNA from Suillus clintonianus, 262 nucleotides. RefSeq lists its product as uncharacterized. The record is from RefSeq and is a predicted model, not a curated record. The coding region runs from base 45 to 254 and encodes 69 amino acids. The transcript has 2 exons. Lineage: Eukaryota; Fungi; Basidiomycota; Agaricomycetes; Boletales; Suillaceae.
UGAAAUUCAUCUCACUCACCUCUUUCAUCGUGUCUGUCGCGGUGAUGACUGGCGUGGCAACCGCGUACAACCCCAUCGGCCAGUCUUGUGACACCUUUAAUAUUCUUUCAUGCGGACAGGACGCGAGCCUGAACGGCGGGAAUCCGUUCAUUUAUGAAUGUGUACCAACCAUAGACGAGUACGUGUACGUUGUAGGCUGCCCCUGCCCCACUUGCUGUGUCACCGCGUCCGCUGGUGUUGCGUACUGCGUUUGAAAGUGAGA